Messenger RNA from Haliotis rufescens (red abalone), 1235 nucleotides. RefSeq lists its product as uncharacterized. The coding region runs from base 266 to 766 and encodes 166 amino acids. The record is from RefSeq and is a predicted model, not a curated record. The transcript has 7 exons. NCBI's taxonomy places the organism in Eukaryota, Metazoa, Mollusca, Gastropoda, Lepetellida, Haliotidae.
CCGGGAGACCUGAAUGUUGUAAUGUCGGGCUAGGAGCAUUGAGCGUGUUGUUCAUCGUUAUCUCUUGGUAGAAAGUAAUCAUUUGAAGAACGUCCAGCAUAUUGUGUGGCUGAGUGCCCUUGAAUACGCCCCUCUGGGGGAUGACCGAGUCCUGAAGUUUGCAGAUUACGUCACCGACUACUGGGUAGAACCACCACAACACAACACAGACCUAGAACGACAAAUUACGUGGAGGGGUGGCACAGCAAGAUUGCGAAGAUUCAUCAUGCCUGUGCCUUUUGAAACCCAAACUUUUGGUGUAACACUCUCUCUCGUACUGUGGAGAGACGAUCAACAGGAAAUCACCAUUUUCUGGUACAUACAUGUAGAGCUGGUGAUAGUGCAUGGAUGGCCAACGGUCCAGCAACUCCAUGGAUAUCAAGGGUCCAGAAGGAGACAGAGGCGGCCACAUGGACCAUUGAUGGCAUCCCAAGACCGUGCUACUCAAACCGACCCUGAGGAAUUUGGCACAGUUGCCGAAGUUGACCCCUGCUCCGCAGCUGUAUUAGUUCAGGCUGCACCUGCAGCAUCGCCCACAGCUGCCGGGGAUCCAGAAGUGCCCGUCCCUCAUACAGAGGGCCAGCAGGACUCGGGCUAUGGCAGCCCCGGACAGAUGCAGGCAGGAGCGUACUCCAUUGAAGGGCGACCAGCUGAUUACACUGAGGAAAUGGACAAAGCUCGGGAAGAGGAUGGCCAGUCUGACCAGGUUCAGUUUGAUGGACAGUAGCAAAACCAAAUGAAUCUGAACAACAGGAAUAAUGCCUAAAUAAAAGAACACGGGACCACUCACUGUCUGCUGUUUUGGAACACCUCAUCAACAAUCCUAACCAUGUUAUUUCCUCGCAAGAAACCAACAUUCUCGACACCAAGGUCAACCACUGGAAAAGGAGGACACUUGAAGAGACUAUAGAAAUCCAAAGAAACAAGCACAGAGACUUAACCCCACUGUGCCAUAAUCACAUCAUCAACCAUCUUGUCUUCCCUGUUGCUUGUGUCACAAUAGCCAGCACCUUGUCAUGUCAUGUUUUGUGUCAUGAUAGUUUAAGAUGCUUCUUCUCUUGAAAAGGCUGCCUCGGUGGUCUUGUGGUAGAGCGUCCACCCGAAAAGCGGAAGGUCCGGGGUUCGAUCCUCGGCCACGUCAUACCAAAGACAUUAAAAGAUGGUACUUGUUGUUACCCUGUCUGGCGCUCGGCAUU